AUGGACGCCGAGUGGACGGCGUUGUUGGUGGAAACGGUGAUUCACGGCGCAGACUUCAAAAAAGGGCACAAAUGUCGAAAGAACAUUCAAAAGAUUCAAAAAGAAGGUUUACAACGCUAUCAAAGACAUGACAUGUGGCACCGGGAUUUUUCCCCGUCAAAGUGAGGAGUAAGAUAAACAAAGAACUCAAAAGUCAAGAAGAUUAACAAAAACUGGAAUCGAGAAAGUUGCGAACGGAGAAUCAAAUUGAAAAGUGAUAGCAAAAACAGGUUAUUUUUACUUCGGUAAGUUCCAAAAAGAAAAAUGAUAGCAUAAGCAAGAGUAGACUGAAUAAAUAUACAAAAAAACUUAGGAAUAUAGUUAAUUUUCUUAACCUAGUAUUCACCUCAACACAAAAGUUGGAUCAACACAAAAAAGACACAGAAAGAAAGUGAUGAUAAACUGGGAAAAGUUUCAAUAAAAAAGGUGGACAGUUUAAAGAUUUAAAAAAAACCUUUUUUUCUUGUGUCAGCCUUUUUCUAACUUUUUUCGUCAAGUUCAAAACCUGAAGAAAAAUGAGAUUUUUCUAAAUAGCAUUACGAAACUACAGCUAGAAAAACUAAAAAAAGAAAACUUAUUUUGGAAAAUAAAAAUAAAUAAUCCUCAAGCUUCAUUCAAAGUCCAAGAGAGCACGAAAGACGGACAAAAUCAGGGAUGGAACUCAAGAGCUCUUUAUGCGAUUUCGGGUCCUUUGGUGGGUCAAGAAGGAAUAAUUGGCAUCGUGCCGUUUGAUUCAAUAACCCGUCGCAUUCAAGAAACGAGUCUUCAAAGGUGAGAGUUCGAAAGACCUAUUCAAGGGGAAAAAAUCCACUAAACGCUUCAAAUAAUUAAAUAAAAACACCUGAUUCAGAGAGCUUCGAAAAGAUAAAAAGUGCAAAUAUCGAACGAAGACUCCCAUAAAAUAACGCUGAACACGUUCCAAAAGAUUCGUUGGCACUUGCUAGUCGUAAAAACAGGCGGCAAAAUCUUCGAGGAGGUUCACAGCAUUUCAAUAUCGUAAAUACGGCGGGUGGAACGCUUUGUCAGUGAUAAGACGGCUUUUUUACGCACUUGAAAACUGGGCGAUAAACAAAAAGAGAAAUUCCUGGAAGAUAGUGAAAUAAAAAAAAAAGGACCUCGAUAGAAGAGGCUAUAAUAUGAUCAACCAUUAAAAAUCAAAAGAAAAAAACAAGUUUUCAGUCUCAUAUGUCUAGUGUUUUGACUGAGUGAAAUUCAAGAAAAAAAGUCGUUUUAUAUAGAAGUUGCAGAAAUUUUUUUAACGACCAUUUACAGAAUUUCUCAACAAUUUCAGAAAAAAUUUAUUUUAGAAAAAGGUGAGAAGAAAUACAGAAAAACGGUCAUACAUCAAAAACGCAUGGGCCACAGACACAUAGAAUAAAAAGCGGUAUAUACGAGUAUUCAAUCUUAACGGAACGUUUGAAGGUGAGGAGGAGUGACCUCGACUGGCUAGAGGUGCAGGUAUUUCCUUGGCAAGACGCCAUACCUGUGCAGAACGGCACGAGAGACGUCAGCCUCUCUACUCUGACGUCAAUCACGCCAGCUGAUCCGAUCGAUGGCGCAAACUUUGCACCCUAUCCGACCUUCAACAACAGCUAUUUGAAAAAAGCUGACUUAACUUCAUCUUAAGACAAAAAUGGGAUGGAAAAGAAUGUUUAACAAAGAUGAAUAAAAAAAUAUUAAAAAGUUUUAAAUUAAACUACAUUUGUUAGUGAAAAUUCGUUAUUUAUUAACUAGCAUGUUUGUUCAUGAUAUACCUCCGAAAAUGAAACAAUCAUAAGAGAUCCAAAAUUUUCCAAAAAAAAACUUUUGGUUCGACAUAACGUGUUUUUUGAUGGUAUAAAGAACGGAAAAAAGAGUCCACUGAGAAAUUUUUGAGAGAUUGGAAACAUGUGGACUCGCCGGUGGUCUCUCGUCAACAAGAAGUGUGCGCGGAAACCAUCAUGCUUAACGCUUCUCGUUUUUUUUUUUUCUAGAGCUCCGGGGAAGACCGUACAGAUAAUCAACAAAAAAGCCCUUGGAAAAAUGGCUUUCCUACGUUUGAAUAGUAGACUGGUGGCGAUUAUAAAAGUCUGCAAUUCGCUCGCCGAGGAAACACUUUUGAACUUUUUGCAGUCCAAAAAAAGGAGCCAGAUUUCAAAAAAAAAAAAGAACAUAAUCAGUUGCUAGCAAUUCGCCAAAUUUUUUUGAGGUUACUGUGCGACAGCAUCGUGGUAUCUGUGCGGAGAGUGUAUUCACUACAGACAAUCAAGAUGACGCGCGCUUCUUGUUUUUUUGGAAGAAGUUUUAUAGAUUUUAUCAUGUUUUUUUAAUAUUUUUAUCAUAUUUAUUUUUUUACAGUAAUUCUAACUAACUGCCCCAUAUAAAUAAAAGGUUAAAAAAACUCAAUGGAUCUCAGACUUGGUAAAAAAUUUAAAUUCUAUUUAAAUUUUUAAGAAAUUUUUCGGUAUAAGAGAUUAGGAAACAAAAUGUAGGUUCAAAAAAAUUACCUUAAAUCGAUUAGCUUUUUUCUGACAAGGUAAUGAUGAACAAAGUGAAUUAAAUCAAGAGUUUAUUGAAAAAUAAAACUAUUUAAUUUCUGGAAAGUUUUAUUUUCAUUUUCACACUUUCCCCGAAAAAUCUUAUUCCCAUUUUUCGAUCAUUUUUUAACAGCUUUAUUACAGCGAUUUUCCAAUUUGCCAAACGAGUUGUUUCAGGAGCAUUUUCAUGGAUAUAGUUGCGGAUCGAGACUUGUUUUCCGGGAAGGUGGCUGCACACAAGUCGGUGAGGUAUGUGAAUAAAAAUUUUAAAAGUUUUUGAAUGAUCUAAACUAUUAUAAUUGAAGAAAAAAACAAAUUUUGAUAUUCAAGUUUGAAGUUUAACUUGUUUUUAAUUUCAGUAAUUUUUUUCUUGUGAGUUUUUCAAACCAGCGAUUUUGAAAGCGUGUUCUGAAAUUAAAUAUGUUAUUUUCGUUAUUUUCUUGCUUCCCACCUAAGUUCUCCUUGGAAACGAAAUCUUCAGUUUUUUUUGAAAACUCAAGAGCUUCUCACCUUUGUUGUCUCUAGCAAAAGUUCUCAGCAAAAAAGUCGGCUUACUCACUCACAAAGUUGUUCUUUGUUGUAAACUUUUUGUAGUAAUUGACAUAAAGUCAUCGAAUUCCUUCGAAUAUACGAAUAUUUCCCUGAUAUCCUCCAAGUUCUUGAUUUCUCAUUUUCGAAUUUUGAAUAAGAACAACUUUGGUUGAAGAUUUUGGUGUUUUCGUUUCUCCUCUUUCUUGUUGUCCACUUCUGCAACUCGACAACAGCGACGUCUUCUGCAUCGAUUCUCCACAGGGCUAUUUUGCCCAAUUCCAGCUCUUUUUCUCCUCUUUUUUUGCCCUUUUAACUUCGGACCUUGGUCUUUGAUAACCUUUCAGGAGGGAAACUUUCAGAGAAGGAGACAUUAUUUGCUUUUCAAGUGUAUUUGGAUGAUUUCGCUUAGAAAGGGUAGAUGUGUAUACUGAAGAGAAUAUGUAAACCUCAAAAAACUUCUUCCUCCCUCUUUGCGUAAGAUAGAAAAGAUUUUCAUUUAAUAAGUUUUCAGUUAGCUAGAAAGCCAAUUUUUUCGUUGCCAUGACUAUCUUAACGUCGUUUUUUUUUGAUUUUUUGGAAGCUAGGCUUUUAUUUUUUGCGCGAACGUAGGCGUAAUUUGAUGUUGCAAAGGUUAUAAUUAAAAUUGGAGGAAUGAUGUCAAGGAAAAAGCAUUUUACAAUUUCUAUCUUUUUUAAUAAGUUUCAAGUGAUACCAGCGGAUCUUGCUUCUGUUAUCCCGAUUUGAGGAAAAAUACUAGUUAAAUGGGAACUUUGAACUUUUGUAAAAAAAUAAUAAAUUUUUUUCUGUUAUAAAAAAAUAUCAAUUCUUAUAUUUUCUAUAAUUUUUUUCUUCAAACGAAAAAAAUUAAAUAGAAAAAUAAGACGCUUUUGCUUUUUUUUUCAGCUGCAUAUGUAAGCUAAAACGCAAAACUGCAUUUUGAAGCGUGUGGAAUGACGUCAUUGGAGCGUGAAGCACGACUUUCGCGCUCUUUUUAAGCCUCAUUUCUUUUGGUUGUCUGAUCACGGACGCUCGUUGGAGCAUCAUAUAAUUUAAUUAACAGGCAAGCUGAAAAUAGAACAAAAAAAGGGUAAAGGGGCACAAAAUGAAGGCUUUUCAAAUGCCUCUGCAAAAGUAGUAAAUUUUUUUUGAGAAUGGUCCUAUGAGUUUCAAAAAUUAAUGCCUAAGCGAGAGCCUCACAUGACUACAAACUCGCAACCAUUUCUUUUUCUCAUAGUUUCUCAACUUUUUGGAGGUAAACCAACUUUAACACGUGCACCCAGGUGUUCAGACGAACCAGUGUGCUGAACAAACAGCAGAUCUGCCGUCUGGAAAUGUCCGAACUUGCCGGCGCCGCCUCUCUUCGCGGCUCUUGCCGUUUUCUUCUUUCCUUUCUGCUUCCUGUUUACUCGAUUUGCCGCCAUAAUUAG
This is a messenger RNA of Caenorhabditis auriculariae, 4513 nucleotides long. NCBI's taxonomy places the organism in Eukaryota, Metazoa, Nematoda, Chromadorea, Rhabditida, Rhabditidae. The record is from the annotation of a GenBank genome assembly.